This is a messenger RNA of Suillus discolor, 1472 nucleotides long. RefSeq lists its product as uncharacterized. The record is from RefSeq and is a predicted model, not a curated record. The coding region runs from base 151 to 1053 and encodes 300 amino acids. Lineage: Eukaryota; Fungi; Basidiomycota; Agaricomycetes; Boletales; Suillaceae. The transcript is spliced from 17 exons.
GCGAUCGAUGCUACCACUACAGCCGCUGUCUUUGUGCGGAAAUUGUCACCAACGGUCGACAGGUCCAACCUUCAUAUAUCAUGAUGAAUCUUUGCUGUUGCAUGCUUUUCCGCCUCCUCCUUCAUUCAUUCUCUAAUUUCUCUUCAAAUCAUGGCUAGUUUAUCAGCAGUAUACGGUGCUGUUCUUCUGGGUGGAUUUCUUGCUUCUGUAUUAUCUGGGGUCAUAACGGCACAGACAGUUACUUAUAUCAAGCAAUACCCCAAUGACACACGCAUUACAAAAUUGAUUAGCACUGUCAGGAUAAUAGACUCCACUCACACCGGUCUCGUUGGUUCGGCUGAUGACAGCAAAAUAGACUACAUACCUGUUCCAUUAGCAAUAUCCGUUGCGCUGACGGUGAGUUUCAUAUUUCUAACUCAUAACGAUUGGCGGAUCAGUGGUCCUAUUGUAAGCCUCACCCUUCGAUUUAGCACCGUUGAGAUGAUCGAACUGCAGACAAUGACUGCAUUCAGAGACAAGGUUGAAUGGGUGUUUACCAUGGGUCUCUCAUUAUCAUGUGUGGUAGACAUCCUCGUCACCGCAGGUCUGUGCUUUACGCUGCGCAGAAAUCGUUCGUUUUCGAACAUGGACCGCGUAAUCAACACCAUGGUCUUGUAUACAUUGGAGAACAAUGCGCUCACGAGUGCCGCCACCAUUAUCUCGAUGAUAUGCUGGGUGACCAUGGACAACCUCAUCUUCCUUGGGAUUCAUUUUGUACUCAGCAAACUUUACGCUAACUCUUUGCUAGCAACCUUGAAUUCUCGCAAACAACUUCAGGAAGAACGCUCACGUGGACUCGGAGCUCUCUCGAACGAGCUUCCGGUUGCUUUUCCCAGCAGGUACCAAUCCAAGUAUUCGAAACGUUUGGAUCCUGGAAAUAAGUUGGAAAUCAAUGUAGAACGGACUAUCGAGUAUGAAGCAGUCGACGACUUUGCGAAAGGAAGUCCGCAUAUCCCUUUGGAAACUCCACCCUUAACAGUUGAUCCGAAUCAUAUCCCGUCCAACAUAGUUUAGUGAUUAUCUCACCACCGCUUCCUCCUCGUGAAUGCUGCGCGAGAUCUCCUUAACUUAUUUUCUCCUUACCUCUUGGUCGAAGUCCGAUUUUCCGUCCACACGACAAGCAAAUCACUUCAUUGUACACGUCUCCUCUGUGCGUCUUAAUAGACAUUUGUCUUCUAUGCGUAUACGAUUGGUCCAGUUGGACCACGACUGGGGGACUACAUUUUGGUACUGCGCAGAGAUCAGGGGUAUGGUGUUGUGUGGUGAGGUGUAACAAUUAACGUACUAAAGGUCCCUUGGCCCUUGACCCUUGGGGAUACUUUGAGUCCUUUGAUCGGCGGUUCGAAGCCGGGAUUACAUAAAGUAAUUUUCGAGGAGUCGCUCUGCAAAUUGGCAAUAUGAUAUGCGGUAACCCCCAAGCGAAUGCGAGUCCU